This is a messenger RNA of Teleopsis dalmanni, 2684 nucleotides long. Its product is annotated as ankyrin repeat domain-containing protein 13D-like. Gene Ontology annotation, cellular component: cytoplasm. The transcript is spliced from 10 exons. Gene Ontology annotation, molecular function: protein binding. The record is from RefSeq and is a predicted model, not a curated record. Lineage: Eukaryota; Metazoa; Arthropoda; Insecta; Diptera; Diopsidae. The coding region runs from base 510 to 2378 and encodes 622 amino acids.
ACUUUUUAUUUAUAAAAUUAUUUUGCAUAUAUGAAAUUUAUUUUUUUCAAUAUUUUUGACAUUUCGCGGUAGUUACUUGUCAGUUUAUCUGCUUCAUAUUUAUCUGCAUUAUCUACAUCAGUCACACACUGGCAGCGAAAUGAGAAAAAGGCAUAAAAAAUGUCAUAGUUGUUAAAAAUUGCAAAAUUACAAACAAAAUAAUAAUAGCAGCAGUAGCAGCGGGCAAUAAAAGUGACUCAGACAUAAUAAACAAUAAUCAAAAAUAGUUAAUGCAAAAUUUAUUGUUAUAAUCUAAAGUAAAGCCAUGCAUUAAAACGAAUUACAAAUAAAUUGAACAAAAAAGUUUGGGAGCUGUUGGCGUGUUGGACUAAAUUUCGAAUAGAUUUUGACGUGUUUGCUCUGCGCUGUCGUCUAUUGUGCGCUUACUUUGCAGCUAAUUAAGCAAAAUUUAGUAUUAAAUUAUCGUGUUAAGUUUUUAACUUGUAUAUUUACAUAUAUCAUAUCAUAUCAUGAGCGUGAUGUCGUUGAACGAUAUAAAAGCAGAAUAUCCAUUGCAUUGGCAUGUCUGGAACAAUAAUGUGGAUGAGCUGAAGAGAACCUUAAAAAAUGAACAGAUUGAUAAGGAAAAAAUCGAUCCGAGGGGUCGCACACCGCUCAUGUUGGCCGUCAAAUUAUCACAUAUACAAUGCGUUAAGUGCCUUUUAGCUGCCAAAUGCAAUGCCACCUAUGAGUUUGAGGGUUGGUCAAUUGUACAAGAGGCCGUGUGUUCGGGCGAUGAAGAAAUAUUAACAGCCAUCCUAGAGGUGAGAGAUUUGCAAAGGCAUGUACAACGUGUGACGCAUGUACCAAAAUUGCUGCAAUAUUUAUUGGAUGCUCCCGAUUUUUAUAUUGAAAUGAAAUGGGAGUUCACUUCAUGGGUGCCAUUAAUGACUAGAUAUUGUCCUAGUGAUACAUAUAAAGUAUAUAAGCGUGGUGCUAACGUACGCAUUGAUACAACUUUAUUAGGUUUCGAUAGCAAUCAAUGGCAACGGGGGAAUCGGUCAUACAUUUUCAAAGGCUCAAAGGACACUGCAACUAUGAUCGAAAUUGAUCAUGAAACAAGCGAAGUUAUGAUAGAAGAAAUGAAUAAUGAAAUUGGUGACAUAAUAGGCAUACCACCUCCAAUAGGCGCUGUAAGAGCAAGGCUUAAUGCGCCCGUCAUCACAAAUAACAUCGAAAUGGCAAGAAUCAGUUUCGAACGAAAUAAAUCCGGUAUUUGGGGUUGGCGAAGUGAAAAGUCUGAACAUAUCAGUGGUUAUAAUUGCAAGGUUUACGGUGCUAGUAAUGUAGAAUUUGUCACAAAAACGCGUAUGGAUCAUCUCAGCGAGGAACAAAUAAGGAUUAAACAAGCGCGUACGCCACUUCACAGUUUUCUUGGUAUUGCUGAUGAUGAAUAUGUGCCGAAUACUGAAACAGUUAGAACGCCGACACCACAAAUGAUAGAAAAUAAUGAGCAUCAAGUCGAAGAAGAAGACUCCGCGAGUAAUAGUUCCGGUAGCGCGGCUUCCAGACAUGACAUUACGCCUGAAGAAUAUUUUUCAGAAAUUGAUUUAGGUGGACGUGAUAUUGGAAGACCAAAAAAAGUGACUACGAAGGUGCAACGCUUCAAGGCGAAUCUUUGGCUAUCUGAAGACUAUCCGAUACGUUUACAAGAGCAAGUGCUUCCUAUAUUGGAUUUAAUGUCUGCAAUGGCUAGUCCACAUGUUUCCAAAUUAAAAGACUUUAUUACAAUGCAACUGCCAUCGGGUUUUCCAGUUAAAGUUGAAAUACCACUCUUCCAUGUUUUAAAUGCAUGCAUUACUUUCGGUAAUGUAUUUGCGCUAACGACACCUGUUGAUAAUGUUACAACGAUUAAUGAAGAUGAUCGCAUUACAUGCAUUGUUGAUGAUCGCUGUUUUGAUAUACCAAGUCACUACACAAAUCGAGAUGCCGAUACACGACGUCAAUUACCGCUUGAAGAAGAUGAUAUGUUGCAAUAUGCCAUCGAAAAAAGUUUGGUAGAGACAAGUGGAGGUGCAUGUGGUAUAGCGGAGGGUUCCGAAACAGAAAGAGUUGAUAUAUGGGAAGCUUUACGUGGGCAAGCAGUUGGUGCUGAUUCAAAUGUACUAACAGAAGAAGAUGAACAAAUGCAGAGAGUGCUGCAAGAAUCAUUAUGUGGUGCUCGCGUCACUUCAUCACCAACAUCAGACGAUGAUGAUGGCGGCUUUCGGUUCAUGGAUCCGGAUUUAGCGAUGGCUUUGCGUCUCAGUCGUCAAGAUCAACAGCAAUACGAGUUAGACCGUAAACGUGAGGAGGAAAUGCUGGAACAAGUUUUAAAGUUAAGCCUGCAAGAGCAUUAGAUUUCGUUGCUGUGUAAAUACUUUUUAGACGGACUACGGCAGAGAGCGGUGAAUUUACCAAAAAAAAAAAAUCCUGAUAAAAUUGUCCUACAUAAAUACUAAUGCCAAAUUUUAGGUUGAACGUUGCUUAUACAUAAUUCACAAAAAAUAGUUAUAUUUUUAUUUAAUUUGUUUCUUAAUAUUUUUAUUUAUAAAUAAUUCAAGUUAUAUACAUACAUAUAUAUAUUUAUAUUAUAUUUGAAACAAUCGCGUCCUUAAAGCAUUGGGUACUGUGCGCAUUAUUUAAAUAAACUUAAAACUAAUAAA